UUUAAUGUGUAUAAUGUAAAAUUUAAGACAAUAAUUAUGGAUAAAAAUAUAUGUUGUAAAAAGAUCUUAUGGCACAGUCAAACAGAAAAAGCAGCAGUUCUUAAAUUGGACGUAUAUAUAAAAAAACACGAACAAAAAUUCGGAAAAAUACUAUUCCAAAAAAUGUUGUCACGAAAACAAUUAAAAUUACUAAGACUUAUGCAUAAAUUAAUGAGAGCUAUCGAGAAAGCAGAGAUUGAUAAACAACAAGCAUUUCAAUUGCUAAAGGCAUCUAACGAUGCAAUAAAAGCAACGAUUUCUACAUUUCAAGAUUCAAUGAAACGAUACAAAGAAAGCGUGAAAACGGAAUUUGCAAAACUCGAUUGUUUAAGUACAAAUCGACUUUUAAGUAUUAAUUGUACAUAUACAUAAUUUAUCAAUGUUGAACAAGUAUAUUAUAAGAUACCUAAAAGUAAAAUAUUUUUUUAACUAUUAUUAU
Bombus terrestris (buff-tailed bumblebee) is the source of this 478-nucleotide messenger RNA. RefSeq lists its product as uncharacterized. The transcript has 2 exons. Bases 37 to 411 code for a protein of 124 amino acids. Lineage: Eukaryota; Metazoa; Arthropoda; Insecta; Hymenoptera; Apidae. The record is from RefSeq and is a predicted model, not a curated record.